AUGGUCAACAGACAAAAGUCAGACAGAGAGAAGGUCAACAGGGUCAAAAGUCCUAUAGUCAACAAUUCAACAGUGUCAAAAGACAGACAGUUAAAAGCUUUCGGAUUUCAGUACCAUCUGUAUGCGGAUGAUACUCAAAUCUACCUAUCCUCCCCUGAUUUGUCACCAUCUGUAUUGGGUCGUGUCACUGAAUGCCUUUCUGCCAUUUCAUCUUGGAUGACAUCUCGCCACCUCAAACUUAAUAUUUCCAAAACAGAAUUAAUUAUAUUUCCACCAGCCAAUAGUAGUUUCCAACCUGAUAUCUCUAUCACUGUUGAGAACUCGGCAAUCACCCCUACCCCACAAGCUCGCUGCCUAGGUGUCAUUCUUGACUCUGAACUGUCCUUUGUUACCCACAUUCAAUCUGUCUCAAGAUCAUGUUACAUACAUCUAAGAAACAUAUCCAAAAUACGACCAUAUCUUACACAAGACACAGCAAAAACUCUAAUCCAUGCUCUCAUUAUCUCCCGCAUUGAUUAUUGUAAUAGUCUCCUGACCGGUCUUCCCAAACAUAGGCUCUCACCACUACAAUCCAUUUUGAAUGCAGCUGCGAGGCUAAUCUUCCUUGCCAGACGUUCAUCGUCUGCAGAUCCGCUCUGUCAGUCCCUCCAUUGGUUACCGGUAUUCUACCGUAUUAAAUAUAAAAUACUUUUACUCACAUACAAGGUUCAUAAAAACAAGGAACAUCCUCCGGGGAGACCUAUUAUAGCGGGACUAGAUUCUCUUAUGGCAAAUUUGCCUCACUAUAUUGACCUCAAAUUGCAACACUAUGUAAAAAGUCUAAAGUCAUACUUGAAGGAUUCAUCUAGCCUACUUAGGAUACUCAAAGAUAUCAAUUGUUCCCCUGCAAAACAAUGGUUGACCAUAGAUGUGGAAGCCUUAUAUUCCUCUAUCCCCCAUGAAAAUGGCUUAGAAGCCGUACAAAAAACAUUAGGGAAGGACCCUGCUAAAACAGAAAUAGAAAUCAAAUUCAUUGUGGAUAGCAUUAGGUUCAUUUUACAACAUAACUAUUUUGAAUUCAAUGACACCUAUUUCAUCCAGCAGCAGGGAACAGCGAUGGGAAUGAAAUAUAGAGAGGAAAUAUAG
This is a messenger RNA of Pseudophryne corroboree (corroboree frog), 1125 nucleotides long. RefSeq lists its product as uncharacterized. NCBI's taxonomy places the organism in Eukaryota, Metazoa, Chordata, Amphibia, Anura, Myobatrachidae. The transcript is spliced from 3 exons. The coding region runs from base 1 to 1125 and encodes 374 amino acids. The record is from RefSeq and is a predicted model, not a curated record.